AUGGUGCUCAUGCCGAUGAACGAGUCAGCCCUCAUGAGCAGCAUCAGUCAGGGCAUCGAACCUGCUGUCCAGCUCGCCAUCAAGCACAUACGAGAGUCUGGGAAGUACUCGUUCUCACUCAUCACAAAGAUCUACGACACCGAGGCAGACCCCCAGGGUCGGGACAUCGCCAUCCGGCCCUUCUUGGAGCACUGUGAGAACACACACAUGACCAUCUGGCUGGGCAUCGUCUACGCAUACAAAGGCCUGCUUAUGCUGUUUGGCUGUUUCCUGGCCUGGGAGACGAGGAACGUGAGCAUCCCUGCACUCAACGACAGCAAGUACAUCGGGAUGAGCGUCUACAAUGUGGGCAUCAUGUGCAUCAUUGGCGCUGCCGUGUCCUUCCUGACGCGAGACCAGCCCAACGUCCAGUUCUGCAUCGUGGCCCUCGUCAUCAUCUUCUGCUCCACCAUCACCCUCUGUCUGGUCUUCGUACCCAAGUUCAUCACUAUGAGGACCAAUCCAGAUGCAGCCACUCAGAACCGAAGGUUGAAGUUCACCCAAAACCAGAAGAAGGAGGACUCCAAGACAUCCACAUCUGUGACCAGCGUGAACCAGGCCAACACCUCUCGCCUCGACGGCCUGCAGACUGACAACCACCGCCUACGCAUGAAGAUCACAGAGCUGGACAAGGAGUUGGAGGAGGUGACCAUGCAGCUGCAGGACACACCAGAGAAGACCCCCUACAUCAAGCAGAACCACUAUCAGGACGCCAACAACAUCCUCAGUAUACGCAACUUCACCGAUGGCAAAGAGGGGGAAAAGUCCGUGCUGAAGAACCACCUGGAACAGAAGCCCCAGGCUCAGUGGGGCUCUGUGGAUCCUUCUAGAAUAAACAGGGGCACCUUGGAGGAUAUCAACUCCCCAGAACACAUACAGCGCCGCCUCUCCUUGCAGCUGCCCAUCCUACACCACGCCUACCUGCCCUCCAUAGGGGGGGUGGACGCCAGCUGUACCAGCCCCAGUGCCAGUCCCGGCUCCAGCCCGCGCCACAGACACAUGCCCCCCUCCUAUCGGGUCAUGGUCUCCGGCCUGUGAGCGCUCAGCGGCCCUCCCGCCCGUCCGCACCCGCCCGCCACCCUCCCGACACCCCCGACUCCUCCGAGAAGAGGAGGGCAACGGAACACACAUGGUUGUUUUCUUUUUUUAAAUGUAAAUCGAACAAAGACAGGUUUUAGGCUGAGGUUGUCAGUGCUACUGGAGGUAGUGUGUUGGAUAGAGUCAAUUCAAGAUGAUCCCUCCCCUGCCCCCUGCCCCCCCACAUCCUCCUCCAGAGCUGAACUCCUAGGCUCAGGCCC
Molecule: messenger RNA, 1337 nt
Organism: Hypomesus transpacificus
Lineage: Eukaryota; Metazoa; Chordata; Actinopteri; Osmeriformes; Osmeridae
Gene: gabbr2
Product: gamma-aminobutyric acid (GABA) B receptor, 2
Exons: 7
Coding region: 1-1077 (358 amino acids)
Biological process (GO): G protein-coupled receptor signaling pathway; gamma-aminobutyric acid signaling pathway
Cellular component (GO): membrane; G protein-coupled receptor heterodimeric complex
Molecular function (GO): G protein-coupled GABA receptor activity
Source: RefSeq, a predicted model, not a curated record